Messenger RNA from Acanthopagrus latus (yellowfin seabream), 3231 nucleotides. RefSeq names its product F-box and leucine-rich repeat protein 13 (gene fbxl13). Lineage: Eukaryota; Metazoa; Chordata; Actinopteri; Spariformes; Sparidae. Gene Ontology annotation, biological process: SCF-dependent proteasomal ubiquitin-dependent protein catabolic process. Gene Ontology annotation, molecular function: protein binding. Bases 73 to 2472 code for a protein of 799 amino acids. The transcript is spliced from 21 exons. Gene Ontology annotation, cellular component: SCF ubiquitin ligase complex. The record is from RefSeq and is a predicted model, not a curated record.
AAAUCUGACAAACGCUAAAACUCCAGCUAAUUGCUCUGUAGCUCGAUAACUUUUAACACUGACAGACAUGACAUGGCCGCAGCAAACUCAAAGUCUGUUCUGAGCGAGUGCCAGCUGAAAUUCUCCCUGCCACAAAUAUGUAAGGCCUUACUGACAGCCUCAUGCCUGUCAUGUCCCAGUGACCCCAUACAGUUUCUGAAAAACGCCUUCCAGGGACACGGCAGCCUUCAGGAUGUUGACUGGCUCAAGUUUGUUGCUGAUGGAAAACAGCUCACUACAACAUUUCAAACACAUCAGCCUGUGGACACCAUCUACAUGGAUAAAGAUGACAUCGUGCAGUCCUUUUGUUUGUUCGAGAAGGCCUACUACUGUUACAGGAAACACUUAACAAGCUCUUGCUUCAGGAAGUGGAAGAGGUUCACCAUGCAGAGUAAGAGAGGCACCGUAGAGCUGGCUCUGAAGAUGGAUCUGACAAAAAAGCAUUUUGAAACAAAAUUGCAGAGGGUUGCACUCGUCAGAUGGUCAAACUGGGUGGAAAUGCAAAAGAAGGCAAAGGCUGCUGCCAUUGAGAAGCUUGAAGGAAUUCUAAAGGCUGGCCGUCUUAAGCGCAUCAUAACUGCAUGGCAUAUUGUUGCCAAGGACUCAAAGAGGACAAAAGAGUACUUUAAGAGGUCGGAACUGGGCUUAUUUGAAAUUGGCAACAAAGUCCUCCAGACUGGGGAAUCCGACAGACUGUCAGCGCUCCCAAGUAGCCUCUUGCUGAAGAUCUUCAAGUAUUUAGAUUUCCGAGAUUGGCUAAACUGUGCUGAGGUGUGUUGUUCAUGGAGAGCUGUCAUCCAGUCAGGCCCAUUAUGGAGUCAGAUCAACGUCUCAGUGGAGAAAGACUGGAUAACAGAUGGCACAAUGAAGCAAAUUUUGCAGAACUAUCGCCCGUUUGUGAUCCAUCUCAACCUGCGUGGCUGCACAUCACUAAAUCUGCCCAGCUUGAAAUAUAUCAGUGAAUGUAGGAACCUCCAGGAUCUCAAUGUGUCGGAGUGUUUCAAUGUUACAGAUCUGAUGCUUCAGAGGAUUGUCGAGGGCUGUCCCUGCCUGCUCUACUUGAACCUCUCUUGCACACUUAUAACAAACAAAACUCUAAGAGAACUGUCCAGGAACUGCCUCAACCUUCAGUUCCUGAGUCUGGCCUACUGCUACAGAUUCACAGAUGAAGGAUGUAUGUACCUGGCCACGGGGAAGGGCUGCUGCAAUCUCCUCCACCUCAACCUGUCCGGGUGCACUCAGAUGACAGUAAAUGGGUUCAGGUACAUUUCUGAAGGAUGUCCUUCACUCAAAGAGAUUGUGAUCGAUGACAUGCCAACGCUGUCGGAUAGCUGUGUUUCAGCACUAAUUGCCAGAUGUCGCUGCCUGUCUGACAUUUCUCUCCUGGAUGCUGCCCAUCUUUCCGACGUGGCCAUCAAAGCCAUCGCUGAAGUGGCCAAACUGAAAAGUUUUAGCACAGAGGGUAACAGCCAACUAACAGACAUCAGCUGGGCGGCCCUGUGCAGCAGCUCACCAGGACUCCAUAGACUCCACGCUGCAGAGUGCCCCAGAAUGACCGACGCCGGCCUCAAAUCUGUGGCCACCCUCAAGAACCUGCAACACCUGGACAUCUCGCUUUGUGAAAAAGUGAGUGACAUGGGGAUCCAGUGCUUGACUAAAGGUUCCUCAUCCAGCAAACUGAGAGAGCUGAAUGUCAGUCACUGCAGCCACAUCACUGACAUAUCUGUCCUAAGCAUUGCACAAAGGUUGCGUAAACUGUACCAUCUCGACUUAAGUUAUUGUGAGAGGCUGACAGACAUGAGUCUGGAGUGGCUGAGUGGCAGCUCUAUCUCCUCUCUUGACAUCAGCGGUUGCAACAUCCAGGAUCAGGGGCUGGCGGCUCUCGAGAGAGUUCACUUGAAGAAGUUAGUUCUGGCAGAGUGUGCCCACGUCACAGAUAUUGGCAUAGAGAAGUUGUGCAAGACUGUGAGAGAUCUUGAACAUGUUGACGUUUCUCACUGUGGAGCUCUGUCAGACCCGGCCGUCAGAGCCCUGUCUUUUUACUGCAGAGGUCUGGUCACACUGCGGAUGUCAGGAUGUCCCAAGAUGACAGAUAUGGCCAUACAUUACCUGACAAGUGGAGCUCAGUACCUGCGAGAACUUGAUGUGAGUGGCUGCGUUCUCCUCACGGAUCGCACUCUUCGACACUUGGAGAGGAUCUGCCCUCCACUCUGUUCCAUCACGAUGGCCUACUGCAUUGGCAUUUCCAAGGUGGCCGCCCUAAAGCUUAAACCACGUGUGGCGUGCUGGGAGCACAGCAAUGACGACCCUCCGUACUGGUUCGGGUACAACAUGGGCCAAAUGGUGCAUCCCAUCACAAGAACCUUCAAGACUGAUGACACAUGUGAAGUGAUGGAGAGGCCCACAGUGACGACAAGAGCAGCAAGUACAUAGAGGAUAUAAACAGAUCUUAUUUAACGAUUAACCUCACACAAUCACAGCAAGCAUCAUUUUUGGGACAUCAUUUCAGAACACAUUUAGAACAUCUUCAUUGGACUAUUUUGAUUCAGACACCUGAGAUCAUCCUCACAAGAAUUAAUCACAUUGUUUUCUGUACUCCACCUGCCUGAAUAGAGGCUCACAUAUAACACUGUUUCUGAUACAAUGCUUUACGUAAUAUUUCAUCAGCUCCUGACAGCAGUAUGUCUUGUGUCAUUGACCCUGCUAGACUCCAGCGGAUCAGUAUCUCUAUGUUAGCUAGUUGCAUAAACAUUUCUGAUGUCAAGUCAGAAUUUUUGCGCAACAGUUUUCCUCUGGGUCAUUUUUGGAUCCUCCGUUUAUAGUAAUAAAAUUGUUUCCUCACUGUUGUAUAAUGUUUCACUUGUACAAAUACAACACAAUUAUAUGAUCCUGAUAAUUAUUAUAUUAUCAGGAGUGACAGCGAUAACACAAAAGCACUUUGUGAGUGCAGAGGUCAGCCUGGUUUCUUUAGGAUUAAUCGUAACAAACUGAAGCUAGUUAGUAGAGACUGUGACCAUCAUUUCUGUCAAUUUAAUGAACAAAAAUUAUAUUUUGAUACACAUGGAAGUAAAAAGCUUGUUAGAAUUGAUUGUAAAUGUUUCUAAAUUUCUAUAUUUUGUGAUUAAUAUUGGUUUGUAAAUGCAGUGUCUCUAAUAAUUUAUGCUCUUCUAAAUUAAAAGUGUUUAUUUACAA